ACACCACACCACCACCACCCCGAUUCCCCGACGCAAGCAACCAGCAGAACCAGUCACUCUACCCCAUGUCCGCGAUGGCGGCCGCGCCUCCCCCAGCCCCGCACCUCGACUCCGUCCUAAGCUUCAGCGCCUUGGCCUCGCACGCCGCGGCCGAGCCCGCCUCCUCCGACUCCGACUCCGACUCCGACUUGGAGUUCGCGUUCGCGCCGCCGCCGCUGCUGUCGCCGCGCGCCGGCGCCCACGCGCUCGCGCCGGCCGACGACCUCUUCGCGCACGGCCGCAUCGUCCCGGCCUACCCGCUCGCGGGCCACGGCCACGACGAGGCGCUGGCCUCCUCGCCGGCACCCACCUCCUCCUCCGCCGCCGCGCCGCCGCCGCCGCCGUCGCCGGACACGUACUGCGCGUGGGCGCCGCGGGACGCCCCGGCGGCGUUCCCCAAGUCCGCCUCCACGGGGACGGAGGCCCGCCGCUCCUGGCGCCUGCGCGACCUCGUGGUGGCAGGCGGCGGCCGCUCCCGCAGCGACGGCAAGGAAAAGUUCGCCUUCCUGCAACCCAGCUCCAGCGCCAGCCCCGCCGCGCCGUCGAAGCCGUCCGGCGGCGACGGCGACGGCAGCAAGCACGCCAGCGCCAAGGCUGCGGCGCCUCCGCAGAAGCAUGCGGGCACGAAGAAUAAGAAGAAUAAGAAGAAGGCCGGCGCCGCCGAGAUGGACAUGGCCACCGCGCACAGGCUCUUCUACGGCAAGCCCGGCGCCGCCGCGCUCGCCGGGGACAGGACGAGGCAGCCGCAGCAGCAGUCGUACCUCCCCUACCGCCCCGGCAUCGUCGGCUUCUUCGCCACCGCGCACGCGCUCGGCCGCUCGCACCACCCCUACUAGCUUAUUACCUUCAUUAAUUAGUUUAGGUAACUUCCCGCCGGCGGCGCGGCGAUCGCCUCCGGAGAUAAAGAUUCUUUCGUUCAUAAAUACCUAGCACCUAUGCUUAAUUCCAUGUCCAUCAAAUAUGUUCAUA
Molecule: messenger RNA, 1008 nt
Organism: Zea mays
Lineage: Eukaryota; Viridiplantae; Streptophyta; Magnoliopsida; Poales; Poaceae
Exons: 1
Coding region: 66-875 (269 amino acids)
Source: RefSeq, marked validated